AUGUUUAACUUCUCCAACCUCGCCCGUCUCACUGGGUUCGCCCGCUCUGCAAGCCGCUCGGUUGCAAAUUCGCAGCCAACUAUCACCUUGUUCCACAACACAAAGCUGGCCCACUCCCACCACUUGUUGAAGAGAUUGUCUGAUAGACCUCCUCAUAACUACCGUUUGGAUGUUCGGACAGACCAAUUGCCACUGUACCUGACAUACCACUUUAUUCACGAAAAGUGUAUCAAUGUGCAUCCACAGAACGCUCGCGGGUUCGAGCGUAUCUUCCCUGCGUUGCUUGCCUCUUCCAACCAUACCUUCUGUGAUAUGGAGGUGAGGAAGAACAUGAAGACGAAGCAGUUUGUGCCUGACAUUGAUCUUGUUUCUGAGGAGACGUACCUUGGUAAGGUGGCUCACCUGGAUGCCCAGACCGUGCCUCCAUUUGCAGUUGACUGGGUCAACCAAUUGAUUGCCGUGGACGACGAGAGCUUGAACCGCGUGUUUGCCAACUAUAACUUGACUCACAUUGUGCCUCACGGCGCUGAGAAGCUCAAGGGUGCCGCUGUGUCGGCUCUUGACAAGGACCACUUUGAGCCUAACAACGACAUCCACCACGGAUUGGCUACUUGUGUUUCUCCAAACAGCUUCACCUCGCGUGCCCUGGCGGCCGCUAUGGCUUGUGCUGUUCACCCACACAUUGCCGAGUUUGCUGAUCUCUUUUAA
This is a messenger RNA of Candidozyma haemuli, 708 nucleotides long. RefSeq lists its product as uncharacterized. Gene Ontology annotation, cellular component: mitochondrion. The record is from RefSeq and is a predicted model, not a curated record. Gene Ontology annotation, molecular function: oxidoreductase activity. Lineage: Eukaryota; Fungi; Ascomycota; Pichiomycetes; Serinales; Metschnikowiaceae. The transcript has a single exon. Bases 1 to 708 code for a protein of 235 amino acids.